AUGCCUCGCCUGUGCUUCAAAUGGCAUGAGCUAAGGCCUGUGACUCAUCUGAACCAGCCACUAUUUACGUUCCCGAGAGUAUAUUCUUCUUCCGUUCGAAGUGUGAGAUUUAACGGGCCUAAGAACAAUGCUAUUACUGUUCUCAUUGAUGGAACUCUUGUGGCUUCCUCAGACAUUCAAGUUUUAGCUAAUUCUAGUUCUUGUAUUUUGUUUAAUCACAUAAAUGGGCUUUCCAUUACUGGUGGUAUUAUUGAUGGGCAAGGAACUCUCUUGUGGAAUUGUAAACACUCAGGGAAGAAUUACCCCAUUGGAGCUCGGGGUCUUCAAAUAAAUGAUGGAAAGGACAUGAAGAUCAAUGGAUUAUCUUCAAUUAACAGCCAAUUGUUCAGCAUUGUAAUGAAUCGGUGCCAAAACGUGCAUAUGACAAGAGUGAAUGUCUUGGCUGCAAGCGAUAGUCCAAACACUGAUUGCAUCCAUAUGCAACAAUCAUCAGAUGUGAUUAUCCUCAACUCGAACAUUGGAAACGGUGACAAUUGCAUCUCCAUUGGUCCAGGGACAUCCAACAUGUAG
Messenger RNA from Cucurbita maxima (winter squash), 570 nucleotides. Its product is annotated as polygalacturonase-like. The coding region runs from base 1 to 570 and encodes 189 amino acids. Gene Ontology annotation, molecular function: polygalacturonase activity. The transcript is spliced from 2 exons. Gene Ontology annotation, biological process: carbohydrate metabolic process. NCBI's taxonomy places the organism in Eukaryota, Viridiplantae, Streptophyta, Magnoliopsida, Cucurbitales, Cucurbitaceae. The record is from RefSeq and is a predicted model, not a curated record.